AUGGCUGAUUUCGGAAACGCUGCUAACAGUAUUAUUAUUACAAAUCUACCAAAAGAUUAUACUGAAAGUCAACUUGAAGAACUUUUUUCAAGAUUUGGUCAUAUUAUAUCAACUAAAGUUGUACCAAUUGAUCGAAAUAUUGAAGGCAGUUAUGGUUUUGUUAGUUAUGAUGAAUCAGAAAGUUGUACUAAAGCUAUUGAAAAUAUGAAUGAUUAUGUUGUUGAUGGAUUUACUCUGUCCGUUAACUAUUCAUCAAUACAAACGAGUAAUAACUUCGAUCAACCAUCAAAUAAAUAG
This is a messenger RNA of Rotaria sordida, 297 nucleotides long. NCBI's taxonomy places the organism in Eukaryota, Metazoa, Rotifera, Eurotatoria, Philodinida, Philodinidae. The record is from the annotation of a GenBank genome assembly.